UAACCUUGCAUUAUAUACCCAUUUAUCAUUGUAGUUAGUAAAGUUGUAGAACUUCAAAUCAUAUUGGUAAGUACACUUCCUUCUUUUGCUAACUAAUUUUUUUUUCUUCUCGUUGGUUUGAACAAUUAGAAGUAUGAAGAACCUUUACUUGAUCAAUAGACUUCCAUACCAUAUAGAUAUAUCAUAUAAUAUAAUCAUCAUGUCGGAAAGAAGAAAUAACAAUAAUAAUAAUAAUCAACAGCAUAAUAAUAAUAAUAAUAAUAAUAAUAAUAAUAAUAAUAAUAAUAAUAAUAAUAAUAAUAGAAGAGGUGGAAGACAUCAAAAUCAAAAUCAAAGUCAAAAACAAGAAGGUCCUAAAAGAGAAGCCAUCUUGGAUUUAAAUAAAUAUAAAGAUCAAAAAAUCAGAGUUAAAUUCAUUGGAGGUAGACAAAUUACAGGAAUAUUAAAAGGGUUCGAUCAAUUAAUGAAUUUAGUAUUGGAACAAGUUGAAGAAAAUUUAAGAGAUGAAGAUGAUGAUACGGUCUUAACUAAUAAAACUAGAUCUUUCAAUGGUAAAGUGGUGGUAAGAUGCACUUCAUUGUUAACUAUUUCUCCAGUCGAUGGUACUGAAAUCAUUGAUAAUCCAUAUGUGAUUGAACAACAAUAAGUCAGAUCUACCCCAUAUCAUUAAAAGAAUUCAUAAUCCUUUGUAUUAUAGUCGUUUUCAACUUGGUAAUUUGAAGAAACACAGAGUCAGUAGUAUAUCUUGUAUAUUUUCUAAAAAUAUAAGUUUAAAACAAAAUAAAUUCUACCCUAGUUAAUCUAACUCAAUUAGAGUAGUUCUACCCGACAGACAUAUUAUAUCUCUAUU
This is a messenger RNA of Scheffersomyces coipomensis, 850 nucleotides long. RefSeq names its product Sm-like protein. The record is from RefSeq and is a predicted model, not a curated record. Gene Ontology annotation, biological process: mRNA splicing, via spliceosome; nuclear-transcribed mRNA catabolic process. Lineage: Eukaryota; Fungi; Ascomycota; Pichiomycetes; Serinales; Debaryomycetaceae. The transcript has 2 exons. Gene Ontology annotation, molecular function: RNA binding. The coding region runs from base 134 to 646 and encodes 170 amino acids. Gene Ontology annotation, cellular component: U6 snRNP; spliceosomal tri-snRNP complex; catalytic step 2 spliceosome.